AUGGAUCAGCGCAAGAGCUCGGUCGGCAUCUCGCUGAAGCAUCUCUACGAUAAUUCCAGCCGCUUUCCACCGUCUAGUUUGGCAAAAACUGGCAGUCAUGAAGAUGCUCUUCGUUCAGCGUAUCUCGAGUUUUUCUCUGCUUCCACGGGCAAUCCUGUCACAUCGUUUCCGACUCCUAGUAGUGCUGCGAUACAAGCAUGGCACAUGAGCCUAACGAAUGCUCUAUCCGAAGAAAUCCAAACGCAAAUCAUUGAUAGCCUCGACCCCAAUUUUCAUAUCGGGCAAGAGAAGCGGAUACGCGUCCUAGGGUUCGUUACCAAAGUGGCGGAGCUUUUACGAGAGAGCCCGCAUGGAUCGAUACAGUUUAUCGCAAAGAAGCUGGCCGAUGACACUGUUUCAAAUGCGUCUGAGAACUCUCGAGUCCCCUACGCCGCGUGUAUUUUCGCGUGUGUCGGGUGGGCAACGUCAAUGUACAAGGCAGACCCUCAGCAAGGCAAACCUCUGGCCAUUGAUACACAAGGUGCGCCUUGCUUCUCAGCGCCAGAUCUGCUUCCGUCGUUUGUUACUAGAUCCGUAGGAGAGAUUCUAGGAAACAUGGGAGAUGACGUGCUUCCGAGGAGCAGCUCAACAUCGACACCUCUUCUAGAGACGAAACCUCCCAGCAAGCUUUAUGUUGCGCGCCUGAAUUUUGCCACGCUAUCUCAGUUAGCCGAUGCCAAGAUUGUUUGGAUUGAUACUGUCAGCGGGCACUUAAACUUUGACAUGGCCAGCCAGACACUUUUUCUCUUUCGCUUUCCGUCGUUCUGCGAGCUUCAUGCUUCGCGGAAUUCUGUCAUGGCAGGUAUCCUCAAUUCCUACUCUUCUGCUCAAUUUACCGUUCAGGGCAUGAUGGGAGAAAUCCUCAUGUCGUACGCUCUUAUAUUCAAGCUAAACACGCGAGCUCAACAACUAUACAAGAAAGAGAAGGCGAAGCCGAGCAACCAAUUGACAGAUCCUCUUCUUGAUAGCCUUUGCCUUGACAACUCGGAAAAUUCGUUGAGAAACCUAUUGCUCGGGCUUUUUAGCCCGAAGAAGGAAUCAUUCGAAGCGGAUGCGGAAUUUCCCAUCUUGUCUCAGCGUUUAUUACGAAUCCAAAACUACAUUGACGGUAUUCCGACAAAUCGAAUAUCCUCUUUGUGGAAGGACAGACGUGACAUGUCAAGAUGGUAUACGUUUUGGGCAGUCAUUUGGUUUGGCGGUGCCAGUAUUUUCUUUUCCAUCAUCCAAACGGCCCUGGCAGCCGAGUCAGUCAAGCUUGCUCGUGAGCAACUGAAAGCUCAGAUAAAUCCUCCACAAUCUUGAACGUAGCUACCGCUUG
Messenger RNA from Trichoderma atroviride IMI 206040, 1357 nucleotides. RefSeq lists its product as uncharacterized. The record is from RefSeq and is a predicted model, not a curated record. NCBI's taxonomy places the organism in Eukaryota, Fungi, Ascomycota, Sordariomycetes, Hypocreales, Hypocreaceae.